GAACCUGCAUUCAAGCAUGUACGCCUUAGCUGCUUGCCAAAAAAGGACCCGGACAGGUGACUUAGUCAUGUGAAAAACUGCAUUUUGGAAGUUCCUGCACACAAGGAGAACAAUGGAAUUCCCUCCAGCUGGGCAAGGGUAUAAAAAGGGGCCCAGAGUUUCCUCCAUUUGUCGUCACUCCAGCUCAUCAGGUCAGAAGCAGUUUUGCCAUGAAUUGGGCCUGGAAGGACUGAUGCCCCCUCCUAGCACAGGAUGUAUUCCAGAGACUUAUGAGACAGCAGACUUUCCACCUCGGCUAUAAGCCUGCACCAGGAACUUUGCAACUGGCGUACGUAAAUCCAGCCCAGGAAAGGUACUGGCUUCAUGUCAGCUCUGACGCUAGCAGACUUGCCCUCGUCUGGAAAUACGGUGGGAUCUACAUGGACACCGAUGUCAUCUCCAUGAGGCCUAUUUUAAUGGAAAACUUUGUGGCGGCCGAGGCAUCCCAGGUCUCCGGAAGUGCGAUUUUUGGCUUUUCUCGCCAUCAUGGGUUCCUCUGGGAUUGCAUGGAGGAUUUUGUUCAAAAUUACAAAGGAGACAUUUGGGGAUACCAAGGGCCCAGCUUACUAACAAGGAGGCUCAAAGCGUUGUGCACCCUAACCGAUUUCCAUAACGUAGAGGAUAUAAACUGUCAAAACAUUUCCUUCCUGCAUCCUCAGCGUUUCUACCCCAUCCCCUACUCGGCUUGGAAUCGGUACUUUGAAGUCUGGGAGAAGAGCUUCAACUUCAACAACUCCUAUUCCCUGCAUCUGUGGAACUACAUGAACCGGGAACACAAGCCUGUGGUUGCAGGAAGUAACACCUUAGUGGAAAUUCUCUUCAAAACAUACUGUCCCACCACGUACAAGGUCCUUAUUCAAGGCCCAGAAGGCAGUGUUCCAUAGGCAACAAAUCAAGACUGAAUGACGGCAUUAGCAGAACAACGUGACUCUUCCAGCCCUGACAGCCCUGGGACUAAAUCAAUUGUGCACAACACGGAUCUCCUCUGAGUCAGUGACUCCCAGCCCUUUUCUGUCUGUGAGUGACUUGGUAGGAGAGAACCACUCAGAAUCCAUCUCUUCUCCCAAGGUUCUCCAGGAGUGAAUGAAAUCAGUAGGCAAGCAAGGGUGUAAAUACCAUUGUGGAUGACUUGACAAGCACCUAAGUGAUCUGGGAGCCUGAGUACUAGUGUGAAAGGUCACAUUGGCUUUGGGGUCCAAAGCACCUCUGAAAAUCAGGGCGACUCAGGAACCAAAGGGCCAGAUGUUCACAGCGUUUAAUGCCUAGAGAUGCCCCUAAGUGUACUAGAAAAUCCCAUUGGGCAUCUGUCCUCCCCCUCAGGUGCCUCAAUGCCUUUCAGAAUUUGUUCCUUUAGAUGUCUUUGGAAAUUUUGCCUAGCCGCUUGCUGCGAGUGUCUAUAGCACCCUGUGCAAUGAGCCUGAGGCUUCGCCCUGCUACUGUAAUAUUGAUGUUCAGUAACUGUGAAUACAAUAACGCUCCAUGAACAACAGCCCACACCUCCCGCACCCUCCAGAUGUUCACUACGAUUGUUUCAAGUAUCAGAGGGGUAGCCGUGUUAGUCUGAAUCUGCAAAAGCGACAAGGAGUCCUGUGGCACCUUAUAGACUAACUGAAGUG
Pelodiscus sinensis (Chinese soft-shelled turtle) is the source of this 1655-nucleotide messenger RNA. NCBI's taxonomy places the organism in Eukaryota, Metazoa, Chordata, Testudines, Trionychidae. The record is from RefSeq and is a predicted model, not a curated record.